Messenger RNA from Boeremia exigua, 2086 nucleotides. Its product is annotated as acyl transferase/acyl hydrolase/lysophospholipase. Gene Ontology annotation, cellular component: membrane. Gene Ontology annotation, biological process: arachidonate metabolic process. The record is from RefSeq and is a predicted model, not a curated record. The transcript is spliced from 4 exons. Lineage: Eukaryota; Fungi; Ascomycota; Dothideomycetes; Pleosporales; Didymellaceae. Bases 104 to 1726 code for a protein of 540 amino acids.
CUGCGCACGACGAGCAGCUGCGCGCCGGCCCAGCACCCUGCCCCCGGAACGCUCGCCCGCACGCGCACCGCCGGACGGCGUACAAAGACGCGCUGCGCCCACCAUGACGCUCCAGCUGCCCCAGCCCCAGCCCGCGCCGUCGCGGCCGCUCAGCAUCCUCACCACAGGCACGUCGGCGACCAUGGCGGACAAGACCGGCGACGCCUGGCGGGGCGCCGUCGACCGGCACAGCUGCUGGGAAGACCUGAUCCUGACGCUCGACGGAGGCGGCAUCCGCGGCUACUCCAGCCUGCUCAUCGUCCAGCGGCUCAUGCACGAAGUCGCCCUGUGCGAGCGUCGCCUGCAGCUCGCCGAGGGCCCCGUGCCGGGCAGCGCGCGCCGCACCUUCGACGAGCACGACUUGCUGCCCUGCCACUACUUCGACUACAUCUACGGCACCAGCACCGGCGGCCUCAUCUCCGUCAUGCUGGCCCGCCUGCGCAUGACGGUGCCGCAGUGCCUGGACAUCUAUCGCCGCGUCGGCCACGAGCUGUUCGGCCACCGCCGCAACAUGCUGCCGCUGGCCACCAAGUACCACCACAAGCCGCUCGAGAAGGCCGUGCGCGACAUCGUGAGCCAGUACUGCAAGCUGCACCCGCACUGCGACGGCAAGGAUUAUCAUCCAUGGGACUGGGACCCGCUCGACGACCCCUCGCCCAAUCCCUCGGCUACCUCCACGGUCAACACGGCCUCGACCUACAAGACCUCUCAAAACCCCGCCUCCAUCCAGCCCAUUGACCGCAUCUGCCAGUCCAUCUGCCUCACCGCAACCCACAACGGCCAGAUCGACGAGGCCUAUCUGCUCCGCUCUUACAACCACCGCUACGACCAAGACAUCCUGCCGCCGUGGGUCCGACCCUACAACGAGGGCGCCGACAAGCUCAAGAUAUGGCAAGUCACUCGCGCUACGUCAGCAGCGCCAUUCUACUUUGAUAUGCUCAUUGCCGACGUCGGCAAGAAGCGCGGUUUCAAAGGCUUCAAGGAUGGCGGCAUUCGCGAAAACAACCCUUCGUACGCCGCCUACAGUGAACACGCUUCGUUGCGCGGAGACGACCAUGAACCCGCACUGCUUCUGUCUGUGGGUACUGGACGCCCCAACAACAACAAUGACGGGUUUGCCGCCGUGUGGCCAGGGCCUCUUGGCAAGAUCUCACUGCUGCAAAAGUGGAGCGAGAAGUUUGCAGUCUUCAAAAAUGUCUUGAUCAAGUAUACCGAAGGCGAGGCACGCCACAAGACAAUGCGCACCAUCGCCAAAGGCGAGCAUCGAUGGUACAAGCGCUUGAACGUCGAUCAAGGCAUGGAGGGGCUUGCGCUGGACAACUGGGAAAAGGGGCCCUGGUUCAACAUCCAAACCGGGGAAGACAAAGUCGUGUCUGGCGGCAAAACCCUUUCACGCAUGGAGAAAGCCACCGGCGACUACCUCAACCGCAAUCACGUCGAGACCCUGGAUGGUGUCAAGGAAUACCAGCCCCCGAAGAUUGUCCUCCAACAAAUUGCAGAACGCCUUGUACGACACCGCCGUCUACGAGAGGAAACCAAGAACGACAACCUCAAGCGUUGGCAGACGCACAUGGGCCAGUGGCUGACCGGUGAGCUCAAAGAUGAGGACUCGCCCUGCGUGCCUCUUGCAAGGAAUCCAAAGGCAGCGAGUCCCGGAUCUGGGCCGCCCACCCGCGGGCACGCAUGAGCGGCACGCCGCGAGACGGACAGCACCGCUUUGACUGUGCUAGGCAAGUCUUGUGUCUCCUCUUCGUCCCAUUUGUGACUUUCGGAAGCGUUCGCAUAGCGUUAUUUCGUCUUGUGUUUUGCAGUCCUCGUACAGCAUGCUUCCCUUGUGUUUUACAGCAUAGCGCGGGAGCAUCUCAUCUCAGCGUGUUGGAGAGUAUCGGUACGCUAAAUACCCCGUCUUCUUCGGUCUGGGCGUUCGGAAAGAGCAGGCGUUGAGCAUUGUGUUUUACAUACAUUACCGCAGUUUUGGCCUUGUCGUGCCGUGGCAUGUGUGGCAGAGCGCACAUAGGGCUGAAACCACAUCUUGGGCAGCGCGUCA